Messenger RNA from Symbiodinium sp. CCMP2456, 486 nucleotides. NCBI's taxonomy places the organism in Eukaryota, Dinophyceae, Suessiales, Symbiodiniaceae. The record is from the annotation of a GenBank genome assembly.
GCACCCAAGCCUCCGGCACGACCCUCUGGCUUGGAGCCACCCUUCCUCGAUGACCCCACCUUCGUCCACCCCGACCAGCAGAAUCAGGGUGAGCGCGAGUGGCUCAUGAAGCACAACGGCGGGUCGGUCAAGGAUCUGCCUGGGCUUCCUGAUGAGUACGAGUGGGUUAAGGACUCUGCGGAGAAGAACGAGGACGCCUGGAUUGCCGUGAAAAAGCGGAUGUCCAAGGUGACCAUUGACGCCAUCAAGCGGACGACGGCCGAGCUGCAGGAUGCCCUGUACCUUCGCAACCCUGCGCAGAUCCGGCAGCAAAUCGCGGUGGCCAUGGAGCAGAACAAGGCCCGGGAAGGUCCCAGCAGCAAAGCCAUCCAGCAGGCCGAGGACUACGCGCAGAAGCUGGAGGAGCACGAGAAGGCUCAGGAAGCGCAGAGAGACCAGGAGGAGGCCGAACUGCGACAGGAAGCGGAGGAGCUCGACCUGGAAGAG